Molecule: messenger RNA, 1758 nt
Organism: Scatophagus argus
Lineage: Eukaryota; Metazoa; Chordata; Actinopteri; Scatophagidae
Gene: lhx6a
Product: LIM homeobox 6a
Exons: 9
Coding region: 569-1696 (375 amino acids)
Biological process (GO): regulation of transcription by RNA polymerase II; forebrain neuron development; neuron differentiation
Cellular component (GO): nucleus
Molecular function (GO): DNA-binding transcription factor activity, RNA polymerase II-specific; RNA polymerase II transcription regulatory region sequence-specific DNA binding
Source: RefSeq, a predicted model, not a curated record
GUUCCAAAGUGUUUCCACCCUUCUCACGCAUAUGAAACUCUUUUUUCACCCUCCCCCUUCUUUAACUAUAAGGCAGGCCAGAGAGCCGCACAAACUUUCACUACAGCUCUGCAGAGACGCUGCUUCUGCUUGCUGCGCUCUCGUCGACUCUGCAGCCCUCGCAGUCUGUGCACCUAUGAAGCCUUGGAGUAAAAGCUGCCAACCCCUUGAUUUGAUUCACUUCCUGUAGUCAUACUCCUUCCCAAAAGUGGAGAGGAGGAACCGGGGAAAGGAAGAAAUCUUUCUGUUCUAAAUAAGGCUCUCUCUGCGGAGCAGCAAGCAGCCCCUCGCCUCUGCAUAGCUUCGUAACUUCUGUAGCUUGUGUCAGUGGCGGUCAGAUCGUCGCGCACAGCAGCGUUUUAAAGAGAGACAAAGCACUUCGCGUGAAAAAAUACAAAACUGUGCGCCGUUUACACCCGAAUCCACGCAUGGUACGGAUGAUACGAGCCCUGACGCCCAUCGCCGAGUCUUCUCCUGAUUCCACGCACCAAGCUUGGAGACCCUGUACGCUGUGAGACUUCAGGAGUUCAUGUACUGGAAAAAUGAAGUUUUGUCCCCUCUUUCAGAGGGAAAUAAGAUUCUAUCCGAAGGAAUUCCCACGAAACAGGUGAUCUCAACCGAGCAUCAGAGCACACCGGGAGCCUCGCGCUGCAGUGUGGACUCUAAACACACGCCGAUGUCUCACUCGGACGGAGAAUCCCAGCGGUCCAACAUGGAGCGGGAGGACACUCGCUCGUCGCCCAGCACUCCGUCCACCCCCUCCGUGUGCUCGCCGACCUCCACCACCAGCUCGGUGCCGUCCACCGGGAAGAACAUGUGCGCCAGCUGCGGUCAGGAGAUCCUGGACAGAUACUUGCUGAAGGUGAACAACCUGAUCUGGCACGUGCGCUGUCUCGAGUGCUCCGUCUGCAGGACGUCGUUACGUCAGCACAGCAGCUGCUACAUCAAAAACAAAGAGAUCUUCUGUAAAAUGGAUUAUUUCAGUAGGUUUGGUACUAAGUGUGCCCGCUGUGGGCGGCAGAUAUACGCCAGCGACUGGGUUCGGCGUGCAAGGGGAAACGCAUACCACUUGGCAUGUUUCGCGUGCUACUCUUGUAAGAGGCAGUUGUCCACGGGAGAAGAAUUUGGCUUGGUGGAGGAGAAGGUCCUGUGUCGGAUCCACUACGACACCAUGGUGGAGAACCUCAAACGAGCUGCUGAGAGUGGCAACGGUAUCACAUUAGAAGGAGCAGUUCCAACAGAACAAGACAGUCAACCCAAACCAGCCAAAAGGGCACGAACGUCCUUCACUGCGGAGCAGCUACAGAUCAUGCAAGCUCAGUUCGCCCAGGACAACAAUCCAGAUGCCCAGACGCUACAGAAACUAGCCGACAUGACAGGCCUCAGCAGGAGAGUUAUACAGGUGUGGUUUCAAAACUGCAGAGCAAGACACAAAAAGCACACGCCCCAGCACAGUGGGGCUCCCCAAGGUCACCCCCAGUCCAGAAUACCCUCGUCCCUGCCUGAUGAGCUGCAUUACUCGCCCUUUGGUAGUCCUGAGCGGGCGCGCAUGGUGGCCCUUCAUGGUUAUAUCGACAGUCAUCCCUUCUCUGUGCUGACCUCUCAGAGCCUUCCUCACCAGGCCAUGUCGCUGCCCCAGCUCCCCCUCAGCCGCUAGCCCUCCACCACUAUGACCCUUAUGACUCCUGAACCUCCGGACCCUAACCCCCAGCCUCCCAU